AUGACUCAAAUUGAGAGAGGAAAUCGAAUAGCGAAGAAGGUAUUCGAUGGUUUUGAUUCUUUGCAUAUCAAGUCAGGAAAACCAAUUAUACGGUCUAAUGGUAUCGCAGAGUGGACUGUUUUAGCUAGUAUAAUUGCUGAGAUAGAAGAUGAGAUACUCCCCAUUACUAUAACAACAGGAGUGAAAGCUUUACCUGACAGUGUACGAAAUUACUCACAAGGAAGAAUUGUACAUGAUCUGCAUGCAGAGAUACUAUCUAUCAGGCUAUUCAAUUGGUAUCUACUUGAGGAAUGUUCUAAAUUGAAACAAGAUGAAAGUUAUAUAUCAAAGUUAGUGGAGACAUCUGAUGACAAUAAGUUCAAGUUGAAAGAAAGUGUUUGUUUGAGUCUACUAAUAACAGAACCUCCUUGUGGAGAUGCUUCUAUGGUUAAAUUGAUCAAUGAAUCAGAAAACUCAGAGAUAUGGUCCGAUAUCCAGCCAAACAAGAGGAUAAAAUUAGAUACUAUGAGAGGCAGAAGUGAUUUUGGGAAAUUAGGAAUAGUGAGAACAAAACCGGGAAGAUCAGAUAGUAUACCUACCUUAAGCAAGUCAUGUUCAGAUAAGCUAUGUUUAAAGCAAAUAACAGGUUUGACUAAUCCAUUUACGUUUGAUUUAUUUCCUAAUGGAGUUUAUUUGGAUAAUUUAAUUCUCAAGAAAGAUAAUUAUACUACAGAAGAUAUAGAUAGAUGCUUUAAAACUCGAAUAAAGUCAUGGGAUGAAUCAAUACAUUCAUUAAAAGUUAUAGAGUAUGAUAUUUCAGAUUUCAAGUAUGCAAAAGAUAACGAUAAACUACCCUCCCCUUUAUCCUUACUAUAUCUUCCUCAAUCAAAAUCUACCCAGGUUUUAAAUAAUGGUGUAAAAAAUGGUUCAUAUAUUAAAAAUAAACCACCUAAAAAGGGUGGAGAAAGCUUUAUUUCUAACUAUGGUUUAUAUAUCAAAAUGGCCAGCUUUCAAAAUUUACCUUAUAAAUCUUAUAUUGAAUUCAAGAAAUCAAAUAAGCAAAGAGAGAAACUUAAACAACAAUCUAAGCAACUUUUAGGGAAUUGGAUUCAUACGUCAGAAGACAACUUUCAAUUUCUGUAA
Scheffersomyces coipomensis is the source of this 1122-nucleotide messenger RNA. RefSeq names its product tRNA-specific adenosine deaminase. NCBI's taxonomy places the organism in Eukaryota, Fungi, Ascomycota, Pichiomycetes, Serinales, Debaryomycetaceae. Gene Ontology annotation, molecular function: tRNA-specific adenosine-37 deaminase activity; RNA binding. Gene Ontology annotation, biological process: tRNA wobble adenosine to inosine editing. The record is from RefSeq and is a predicted model, not a curated record. Bases 1 to 1122 code for a protein of 373 amino acids. The transcript has a single exon.